CAGCUCUCGGAGUUUAACAGAGCUCAUGUCAGUACAGAGCAGGAAGCACCGUAGUACGUUAAGCGAAAUUAUUCGUACCAAACACGUGAACUAAAAGCGAAAAAGUUCAUCAAAAGGGAAAACACAACAACUACACAUUUCUUUAUUACAAAUCGGGAUAGUUAGGAGAAAAAAAAAGUUUUAAUUCCUACCGUUAUGGGAAUGAAUGAACCACAAGAUCGUUAUUGAAGACUGGGAAAUUUUGCGAAAUUGAAUGCAGCAAAGUCUUGCAGAUCUUACAGCAUUGGAUUCCUCAGACCAUCCUCCUCAACAAGAGCAGCAGCAGCAGCAUAUUCAGCUGGCUGGUAAUCUCCUCUCACCUGAGACAAAAAGCUGCCGCGUCAGCUGCGUCUCCACCUCCUCUGUUUCUCCAUACAGUCAGAGCACCGGCAGCACAGCACCAUGGCUGCAGCCAAGACAGAGAUGCUCCCCUCAGCCCUGCAGAUCUCAGACCCACUGGGCUUCUCCUACUCUCCCAUGGACAGCUACCCCAAGCUGGAGGAGAUGAUGUUGCUCCACUCAACAGGGACCCCCUUCCUGACUGCCUCUGCACCAGACGGUGUAGGCUUUGGUACCGGGGAGCCAGGAGACUCAUACAACCAUCUGACUGGAGAUACAUUGCAUGAUAUCUCUAUCGGCUGUGAGAAGUCUCUCAUGGAGCAGACCUACUCAACCCCUCGCCUGCCUUCCGUCUCCUACACAGGGAGGUUCACCCUGGAGCCUGCAACCAGUUGCAGCAACAGCCUGUGGCCAGAGCCAUUAUACAGCCUGGUCAGUGGGCUAAUGGGCAUGUCCCAACCACCCACCUCAGCUGCCCCAUGCUCCUCUGCUGCUCCGGUCAGCUCCUCCCACACCGUGAGCUGGCCCAUCCAAAUCGGCGACACCAGCACCACCUACUGCAGCGUCAGCCCUGACCUCUUCCCUGACUCCAACCAGUCCUUUCCCAGCCCCUCAAACAGCUCAGUCCAGUACCCACCACCUGCAUACCCCAGCAGCAAGACAUGCUCCCCCAACAUGUCUCUGCCCAUGAUACCAGACUAUCUAUUUCCUCAGCAGCAGGGUGAGAUCAGCUUGCUGCCCCCUGACCAGAAGCCUUUCCAGUGUCAGAGUAUCCAGCAGCAGCUCUCCCUCACGCCUCUGUCCACCAUCAAGGCUUUUGCCACACAGACUGGUUCUCAGGACCUGAAGGGCUCCUACCAGUCUCAGCUGGUGAAGCCUGGCUCUCAGGACCUGAAGGGCUCCUACCAGUCUCAGCUGGUGAAGCCCAGCCGCAUGCGCAAGUACCCCAACCGGCAGUGCAAGACUCCGCCCCACGAGCGGCCCUACGCCUGCCCCGUGGAAACAUGCGUCCGCCGAUUCUCCCGUUCAGACGAGCUGACACGCCACAUCCGCAUCCACACGGGCCAGAAGCCCUUCCAGUGCCGCAUCUGCAUGCGUAACUUCAGCCGCAGUGACCACCUGACCACGCACAUCCGCACGCACACGGGCGAGAAGCCCUUCCCCUGCGACAUCUGCGGCCGCAAGUUUGCCCGCAGCGAUGAACGGAAACGGCACACCAAGAUUCACUUGAGGCAGAAGGACAAGAAGGUGGAGAAGGCAGGGUCCGCCCCCAUGGCCAUCCCCUCCCCAGUCUCAGGGUACCCCUCCCCCUCCACAUCAUACCCCUCCCCCAGCUCCUCAUACCCCUCCCCCAGCUCCUCAUACCCCUCCCCAGUGCCGUCCUGCUACUCCUCCCCGGUGCACAGCUCCUAUGGCUCCCCAUCAGUCAACACCAUGUACUCCUCAGCCUCCAGUACAUUUCAAACGCACGUAUCCACCUCGUACGGUUCCCCCACAAACAUUCACAGCUCCCCUGUGGGCACUCCUCAGUCAGACCUGCAGUCCACCCUCUCUCCAAAGAACAUUGACAUCUACUAAGGCUUUCAUAUCUUUACUUGUCAUUUAUUUCUGUUUGAAAAGAACAAGCAAACAUCAUUGUUACCUUUCCGAAAGGCACCUUUUUCUCCCCCUGUGUUCGUACAGCACUUAAAGAUCAUGAAACGUAACCGAUGGCGACAGAGAAUGGAAAGGGAACGGUUUCUCUCUUCAACUCAACCCCAGUACUUCAACGAGUCUUCUGAUAUGUAGAGAGCAAAGGAUAUUAGGAUUUUGGUGGGACUUUUUGAUACUGACAGCCUGAAAUUCAAAAAGACUGAUGAUAUGCAGACCGCACCGUGUAUCAGUGUAUCUGUGUCCUUUUUGACUUUGUAGAUGAUUGUUCUUUACAUGGUAUCAUGGGAACUUGUUGGCACCAUGUUUCUCUGAAUACGUUUUCUCGUAUGUAGUAACAAUGGUGAAACCACGUUUUAUUGGAGAAGUACUCGAGCAUGUUUACUGUAAGACACAUUUGUUUUUAUUGCUUUGUAUAUUACCCAUUGGUACUCUCUUCCCUGUUCCUUUUUCAACAUGGAUUCAUGAAAAAAUCAUUUUUAAUUAACAUUUUUUUGUGCCUUUUUGUGAAGCUCAGCAAACUAAACUCUGUUUGUGAUUUGGAUGCGUUGCAUCUGAAGUAGUCUUAGAAUGUGAAGUGUAUUCUUCACGGAUUGUAAGGGAUGAUUUGGAGGGAACCGAGGUCAUAGCUUACACAAGAAUAUAAGUGAAAAAAUAAUAUUUUUUUAUAAUUGAAGGCAUAAAUAUGUACAUAUUCAGCAGUCAAAAUGUUGUUACCUACUGAGUAGGCAUGGGAUUUUUGCAUGUUAUUUACAUGCAGUUCAUUAUUUUGUGGUUAUUUGUAAUUGUAAAACCAAGUGACUGUUUUUGGUUUCUAAAGACAUUGAAUGCGCUUAACUGCCAAGGAUAUUGGUGUACAUGAUAUCCUUUAAGAAAAGGGAUAUUAAUAAAAUAUCAAUAUAUUACGAUAAAAUUGAGUGUGUAUUCAAAUGUUCUAUAUCAAUAUUUGCCUAAUUUUAGCAGAGACAUACACUCAGAUGAAACCUCCAAAAGCACACAUUAAUAGUAUUUGUUGAAAAGAAAAGGUCAUUUAAACUGAGCAAAUGCACAUUAGUCCAGAAUAUUGCAUUUUAUGUCCAAUACCACUAGAUAAUUUAUAGUAGUGUAGUGGCGGCCCUCUUCUCCUCCCUCGUUAUCUGAGAGGAGUCCGACUGAGUGUUGUCGUCAUGUGUGCUUCCCUGAAGCUGGAUGUAUCCCAAAUUGCACCAUAUUCCCCAGGGCCCUGGUCAAAAGUAAGUAGUGUGAUAUACACAGUGCACAAAACAUUAAGAACACCGACUCUUUCCAUGACAGACUGACCAGGAGAAAGCUAUGAUCCCUUAUUGAUGUCACUUGUUAAAUCCACUUCAAUCAGUGUCGAUGAAGGGGAGGAGACGGGUUAAAGAAGGAUUUCUAAGCCUUGAGACAAUUGAGACUUGGAUUUUGUACGUGUGUCAUUCAGUGGGUGAAGGGGCAAGGCAAAAGAUUUCCGUGCCUUUGAACAGAGUACGGUAGUAGGUGCCAGGUGCAACGCUGCUGGGAACUGCAACACUGCUUAGUUGAACCGCCCAAAGGCCAUCCAGACAACUUGACACAACUGUGGGAAGCAUUGGAAUCAACAUGGCCCGACAUCCCUGGGGAACACUUUCGACACCUUAUAGAGUCCAUACCCCCGACUAAUUGAGGCUGUUCCGAGGUAAAAACAACAAAAAAAGUUGGGUGGUGUUGAACUCAAUAUUAGGAACGUGUUCCUAAUGUUUUGUACAGUCAGUGUAUAAGGAAAAGGGUGCAAUUUAGGGGGACAUCCUGUGUCGUAACAGGACAACAGCUUUAGGUCUCUUCCAAGCUUCUGUCAACUUCUCACACACACUGUCAGCUCAUAGAUCCCAUGUGGGAUAUUGUUAGCCAAUUACAGUGCCUUCACAAUGUCUUCAUACACCUUGACUUAUUCCACAUACAGACUGAAUUUAGAUUUUGUGUCACUGGCUUACACACGAUACCCAUAAUGUCAAAGUGGAGUUAUGUUUUUUUUUUUUGAAAUGUUUACAAAUGAAUCAAAUAUGAAAAGCU
This is a messenger RNA of Oncorhynchus masou masou (cherry salmon), 4077 nucleotides long. Its product is annotated as early growth response protein 1-like. Gene Ontology annotation, molecular function: DNA-binding transcription factor activity, RNA polymerase II-specific; RNA polymerase II cis-regulatory region sequence-specific DNA binding. The transcript is spliced from 2 exons. The record is from RefSeq and is a predicted model, not a curated record. Gene Ontology annotation, biological process: regulation of transcription by RNA polymerase II. Lineage: Eukaryota; Metazoa; Chordata; Actinopteri; Salmoniformes; Salmonidae. The coding region runs from base 442 to 1956 and encodes 504 amino acids.